Messenger RNA from Helicoverpa armigera (cotton bollworm), 5322 nucleotides. Its product is annotated as eukaryotic translation initiation factor 4E transporter. Gene Ontology annotation, biological process: negative regulation of translation. The record is from RefSeq and is a predicted model, not a curated record. Gene Ontology annotation, molecular function: mRNA binding. Lineage: Eukaryota; Metazoa; Arthropoda; Insecta; Lepidoptera; Noctuidae. The transcript is spliced from 25 exons. Bases 386 to 3382 code for a protein of 998 amino acids. Gene Ontology annotation, cellular component: cytoplasm; nucleus.
AACAUGGUCGCGCUAUAUACGUUUCAAAAGGCAUAUGGCGGACGUUUUAUAUAUUUUUGCAUCGAAAACUGAUAAAAUCCUUUAGUUAUGAGUAUCUUGUGACCGCUAGAGCGUAUUUGUUAAAAAUUAGAUGAUAAACGUUAGUUUUUAAUGUGUAAAUAAGUCUAUUAUAUCUAGAGUCUUAUAAAUAUUGAUAGUAUUUUCGUGCGUGGACGUUUUGAUCCGUAUUGUUGAAAAACGAAAAGUCUGUGAUAUAAACAAUACAUAGGUGAUAGAAUAAUUUCCUGAACAAUUUUGUAUAUAUUGUAAAGUUGUUAUAGAAUUUUAGCGAAAGUAAUAAUAUAUUGCGAGAAGACUGAGUAACUGAGUGGAGGAUUUGCGAGCUAUGUCAGCUGUGAACCUAUUGUCUUCUUUGAGGGAGAAACCGACCGAUGAAAACCCGGAUGAUGGCUCGAACCACGAAGGUGAAGACAACGGCGUGUCGGGCGGCGGCGGCGGGGGCGGCGACCCGGCAGUCCUCGCAGUCGGGCCGGCCCGCAAGCCGCUCCAGUACUCGCGCGACCAGCUCAUGCGACUGCGCAACUCGCCGCUGGUCAAACGCAACCUGGAGAACGCGUUCGCUGGCUGCGAGGCUCUGGCGCUGGUGUUGAAGAGACGUUCCGAUUCGCCCAACGAGGAAGACCGAGGCGCGAGAGGCGAUGCACCCAAUGAGAACCAUAAGGGUGUGUACGGCCGUGACCGCGACCGGGAGCGUCGGUCCGCCGACCCUCGCGAACGCGUCCGGAAGGAGUCCGAACCGAGCGGCGGCGGCAUCGUGCUGUCCCCGCAACGGCGCAGCUUCACCUCGGGCUGCGGGGCUCCGGCCGCCGCGGUGCCGGUGGCGCCGCCGCCCCACCUGGCGCGGACCCGGCCCGAGUCGCCGCUGCCGGCCGCGGCACCGGCUCCCGUGCAGCCGGCGCAUCCUGCUAAGACUAAUGAGCAAGGUGGUCGUCGCAUCGGCUCAGGUCGUAUCAUGGUCCGCGACGUGCCGAACAGCGCGUGGGAGGAGGGCGAGUACCGCGGCGCCGAGCCCUACCGCCCGCCGCGCGAGCGCGAGCGCGAACGUGAACGCGAGCGCGAACAUGCUCGCCCUAACAACGACAGGUUCGAACGGCGCUCGUUCGGAAGAGACUCCUACUCCUCUGACAUCAAGAGGGAACGGGACGAUCGCUUCAUCAAUGAGAAGAUGCAACAUAGAGAGGACAACCGUAGAUCUGGUGGUCGCUUCUCUCAACGACGUCUUGAGAAGGAAGACGAACCCGAAUGGUUUAGUGGAGGGCCCACAUCUCAACUGGAAACGAUCGAGCUCCGCGGCUUCGACGACCCUCGCGACCCGCCCAAGAAGAACGGCAAUGCUAACGGCAAGGAGACUGAGAAGUGGAACAACAACGGCGGGUCGCGGUCGCCGGCGGGCGAGCGCUGGCGGGACACGUCGUCGCCGCUCGCGCAGACCAACAACGACUCCGCUAACACCACCAGUGAAAAGGAUUCAGGCGUGGAAUCGAAGCCCGAGGAGCCUCCUGCGAACAACGAGCAGCCCGAGUUCAACCUGGACGAGUUCCUCAAAUUCGACUCCAUUCCAGAUGUGCUGACCAACGGCGGCGGCGAGUCUGAAGGCGGCAGUCGCUUCAGCCGCUGGUUCCGGCGCGAGAGUCCCACCAACGAUGCCAAGCAUUACGAGCGACUGCUGCAUAAUAUGGUCGAUGAGCUGGACAACACCCGCCCCGAGGCGCCGACUACGGAGUCGGACACGCACGUGUUCGCGCCCAUCUCGCCGGCGUCGCGGGCGCCGCAGCAGCACACCACGCUGUUCGACCUGCUGCUGCGGGCCAACGCGCAGCACCACGACAACAGACCCGAGGUGAACCACGUGCAUGGCGGCAAAGUGCACAGCUUAGAGGAGCUGGAGGCUCGUCUGCGGCCGCAGCACUCGCAGCAUCAGCCGCAACAUCAGCAGCAUCAGCCGAUGCAUCAGCAUCAGCACCACAACGUACCUGAUCAUGAUCUCACUGCUUUUAAACGUCUCUUGGCGCAGGUGUCGGGCGGGCACGCGGUGACGGCGGCGGCAGACCCGCCGCGGCCGCAGCCGCAGCCACAGAACUUGAGCUUGAUGCAGAUGCUAAAGAAGAGCGUGGAGCAACAGACGGCUCAGCAACAGCACCAGCAGCAACAACAGCAACAACAGCAACAGCAGCAACAACAGCCGCACAUACCGCAGGAGCUCCUUUACAAGCUCUUGCAAGUGCAGCAACACCAGCAACAGCAGCAACAACAGCAACAGCAGCAGCAACAAGCAACAGGCGGCGAGAUGGGAGGCAUCGCGGCCGCCGACAGGGAGCUGCUGCAGCGGCCUGAGGCCCAGGCUAUUGUGCGAGGUCUGCAAACUGGUGAGAUAACUGCUCAGCACCUGAUGCAGCAGCUGAGCAACCCUGGGCUGCAGAGUCGUCACCGCGAGGUGCUGCUCACCAUACUCAGGCUGCACCAGCAUCAGAGACAGAUGGGCGAGUCACCGCUACCGGGGCCGCAGCACCUGAUCGUUCCGGGCCACCACCAGCCGCUGCGUCUGUCGCCGCUGCCACAUCAAGCAUUCUGUGUGUCGCCUAUAAUGGCCACCAGCCCCAACACACUGUCCGUGCACCAUCCAGGCGUGCCGGUCCGCAUCCCGUCCCCGCGCGAGCUGGCCGUGCACACGCAGUCCAUCAUGCAGAGCGCCCUCAUCAAGAAGAAGCUGGAGGAGCAGCGCGAGAACAGUCGCCGCCACCACCAGCUGCAGCAGCCCAAGCAACCCACGCCCAUCUCCUUCACCCCCACCUCGGUUUUACGUAAAAUGACUGCAGAGAAAGAGUCUGACGCGCCCAGUCCGAAGCAGCAGCAGUGGUCGCAGCCACCCAAGGUGCCGCAGGGCAGGCCAAUUGUUAAGGGUAAUCAGAGCGGCACAGCGCCGACGAUCGGGUAUGCCACACCCAAUGACUACCAGCAGCACUACAUGACCCAACAACAGCAAAUGCUGGGUUCAGUUCGCCCCUUCCCUCAUCCUCCUCAGAGGCAGCAAGUACCCAAUUCAUACAAUAAUAUGAACAACAUGGCUCGCGGCAUGGCGGGCGGCACGUCGCUACAUAAGCUGCUCAUACAGUCGCAUCAGAGGAGUCUUAAUGGCGAUUUCGCAGAGAUGGGCGGCGCUGGCGGCACGGGCGGCGGCGACAACCAGCUCGCCCGCUGGUUCAGCCCCGAGCUGCUCGCGCGAGCCUCGGCCGGCAAGCUGCCCUCCGUGCACGUGCCCAACGCGCUCUCGCUCGAGGACCUCGAGCGCCACCACCACUCCUCCGCGCCCGUGCGGAACUGAGCGCCGCCGCACCACCACCCGAUAUAUAUACCCCGUCUGUAGUGCUACCAGCUGUGGAGGUCGAUGAACUCUGUAGCCUGCUACCAGCUGUAGAGGUCAAUGAACUCUGUAGCCUGCUGACUACGCUGCCCUCAUAAGCGCAAAAGCGGUAUCUCACUGAAAACUAGGUUAGGUAGAGAUUUGUAAAAUUAAUGUAAAGUAAAACUGAGAUAGAGAAAACUUUCGUAACUUUUUUAUUAUACCUUAUAAGUGCGCAUUUUUUGAGCUAUCCGAUGGCAUAAAAAUUAAAAUUUCGUUUUUUUUUAUUCCUGUUUUUGCGCUUAGUAGGGCAGCACACGGGUCUAUAUACUCUGUGGCCAGCUAGCAGCUACAGAGGUCAAUGAACUCUGUACCCAGCCUGCAACUACAGAAUGCAAUCAAACUCUUUUGUUUCGUUCCAAAUUUGAAUUUACCAAACCUUCGAUUCCAAUAGCAAUAUCGUCGAACUCCAUUUUAGAAUAAUUUGAAUAAUUCUAGAAUUAGUUCACUCGUUCACUCCAUUCGUCAAAAGUUGACCGUUGUAAAAAUUAUCUGUCAGCAAAAUAGCGUAAAUUAUGACGUAAACGAGUAAAUAUUGCAUGAUAAACAUAAAUUAAUAUAACUGAUGACUUUAAUGCAAACUUGUCCAACUUCUGUUUUCAUUAGAUCUGAACCGUUUUGAGUUUCUAUGGACUUGCCAUGUUGUUUAUUUGGAACAUUGAAAUUAUGUAUAUGACUUGAACUUGUUAUACUCAUAUUGUGGGACAUCGUGUAGAAAUAAUCCACCAAUAGAACCAAAUGUGUUGCGUUCCUACAACUAAUCAAAAGACAUCGAAAUACAUUGAUAACUUGCAAGCACGGACGAAGUAUGAAAUAUGUAAGAAAUAUUUUAAUGUAUAUCGUUUAAGACCUGAUUUUGCCCAUUAGUAGUGUUUUGAAGUCCGCGACUUGUUAACCUUUCGUUAUAGAAACUUGAAAACUUAGAUAACUUACGAAACAAAAGUUAAUGUUCCCCUUCAAUAUGUAACCGGACAGGACUAGUAUUUACUUGAGGUUGCAGCUGAUGGCGAGUAGCAAUUUUGAUGUAUUAAUUUGUCUAGGCUGUUUCGACUGAUAGUCAUUAUUUUGACCCGCCGUCAGCUCCCUUCUCUGACUUCCAAUUGACUUCGUUCGUCGUGGAGUAGUGACUCCUUCCAUGACGCUCCGAGCCGGCCGCUGCGCCGCCUCCGAGCCGCGAGACUGAUGCGAAUGUGUGCGUGACUGUGUAUACGUAUGUCUACGGUUGUGUUUGUAAGCAUUUUUGUUACUACGUCGUUUAUGUGAGGAGAAGGAUUUUCGUUGAUAAAAAGUAAUAAUAGAAGUAUUGUCGUUCCCCGCGUCUGUACUCAGCGAGGCGGGAACACCGACAUAGUUAGGGCGACCUUUUUAGUUCCGAAUCGCGAUUUCAUUUUGUAAUACGAUUUUGGAAUUUGGCACAAGUGUAACGAAAAAAAAACUUUAACAUUUGUGUUUGAAAUUCCUUGAAUAUAUUUUUUUAUGAAUUUUACGAUUCGCGUGCGAUUUUAGCGAUUCUUUUUUUCAUCAUUGAGACCUGAGCUAGAUGCAUGUCAAUUAUCAUUUCGGAUAGCCGCACAGUAGGAGCGUAUACAGAUGUACCCAGUCCAACUUAUUAUAAAACGUGGCUUCAGUGCUAGGCUCAAACCAUCGUCCAGAACAAAGUUAAUGGUAUAAACCUUGUACUAAAGCGGGUACUUUAUAAGACCACGUUUUAUAAUAAAGUGGAGUAAGUAAUACAUAGGACCGACCGGUUUUGUUUCUCUUCCCUGUGUACGCCCUUACGACAAAUGUAGAGUAUUACCGUCCAGAAAGCGUAUGUCAAUCUGUUUAUUGGAAACUCAAGCAAUUAUACUACGUACAUACAG